Messenger RNA from Solea solea (common sole), 7045 nucleotides. RefSeq names its product attractin-like 1b (gene atrnl1b). Gene Ontology annotation, cellular component: Golgi apparatus. The record is from RefSeq and is a predicted model, not a curated record. The transcript has 29 exons. Gene Ontology annotation, molecular function: protein binding. NCBI's taxonomy places the organism in Eukaryota, Metazoa, Chordata, Actinopteri, Pleuronectiformes, Soleidae. Bases 918 to 5054 code for a protein of 1378 amino acids.
UCCAACCUGAGGAGCUGUCUCUGGUGUCGCCGCGCGAGGGGAGUCCACCACCGGCUGCCUCUUCUGGUCAUGUUUUCAUAACAACAGCGGAUGUUUUCUUCAUUUAUUUAUUUCACCGGAACACAAGGAGACGCCCUCGCGCACUUUGACCAGCCAAGUUCAUCUUUGAAGCCGCUAACACCGCUGUGAGAAGACCAACAACACUUCAAAGUGCUUGCUCAAUGCCCCCCUCUAGUCGGCAGGAAUAGCCUUCCAGUUCCCACAUCUCCCCACAUCCAUGUUGACUGCGGCAGCCUUCACUGUGGCGGCGGCAGAGCUACAACCAGCGCAGCCCCUUUGUUCUUCGGCGGGGAAGAGUCGCCAGCUCCGCUGUAGCGGUUUGUGUCCGGACCACAAAUCCCUGCUCCAGCCUGAGGGUUUGUUUACGCGUUAAAAUGGCUGCUCAGACGGCGUUUGGAAAGGAAUGGUUCUGAAUCAGCGCAGCGACGUCACAUAGCCUCGCGGAUGCCGAGCAGCGGAGACGCUAAGCUUACACGGGCAGAAUAAACAGAUCAUGUGCUAGCUGCUGUAUGUCACUGUCUUCACAGCAGCGCCCGGAAUAGCUUUAAUAGAUGGUUCGCUGCUUUUUCGCUACGUUAUUCCAGCAAGAGGUUGGGUGAAGGGAAUUCCUCCCACUCCGAAUCUAUGCAUGCGGUUAACCAGGCAGUUUCCAAAGACAUUGCAUUUUACUAGCCAUUUCUUCAAAGCUUUGUGAGCAGGGUUAGUCGAGCUCUAAUGUGACUAUGCAUAACACUCAGCGAAUAUGCAGGACUUCUUUUUUAUGAGUGGAACAGCCUGAGUAGCCGAGGCUUCCUCCCAGAGCAGACCUAAAAGGCCCCGGUGUCUCCCCUCGGCUUGGUCGAGACCUGGGGACGAACAUGGAUCCUGCAGGGAAUUGUAAGACUCAACUCUUUCUCUUUGGACCUAAAGUGGCCACCCACGGAAAUCUGCGUGGGAUCAGCCGAUACCUGGUGGUGUAUGUUUUGUUUUACUUUGUGUUCUUCACGCACGCCUCCCCGGCCAAACCGUGUGAUAAAAACUGCCUCUCUGGAAAAUGCAUAAACGGAUCCUGCAUCUGUGACCGAGGAUGGGUCGGCGACCAGUGUCAGCACUGCCAAGGGAGGUUCAAGUUGAUGGAGCCCUCAGGAUACCUCACUGAUGGUCCAAUUAACUACAAGUACAAAACAAAGUGCACCUGGCUCAUUGAGGGCUAUCCAAACGCAGUUCUCCGGUUAAGAUUCAACCACUUUGCCACAGAAUGUAGUUGGGACCAUAUGUACGUCUAUGACGGAGACUCCAUCUAUGCUCCUUUGGUUGCUGUUUUCAGUGGUCUUAUCGUGCCAGAGGUACGAGGAAAUGAGACCGUUCCUGAGGUCGAGACGACUUCAGGCUACGCACUACUACACUUUUUCAGUGAUGCUGCCUAUAACCUGACAGGAUUUGAAAUAUUUUACUCGAUCAACUCUUGUCCCAACAACUGCUCUGGCCAUGGGAAAUGCACACCUGGGAACUCAGUCGCCAGCAGAGUGUACUGUGAAUGUGACAAGUAUUGGAAAGGCGAGGCCUGUGACAUCCCCUACUGCAGGAACAACUGCGGCAGCCCCGACCACGGCUACUGUGACCUGACUGGAGAGAAGCUGUGUGUUUGCAAUGACAGCUGGCAAGGUCCAGACUGCUCUCUAACUGUACCGUCUACCGAGUCCUUCUGGGUCCUACCAAGCGUCAAGCCCUUUGGCACAUCACUUGCCAGAGCGUCCCAUAAGGCCGUGGUGCAGGAAAAGGUCAUGUGGGUGGUGGGUGGAUACACCUUCAACUACAGCUCCUUCCAGAUGAUUCUCAACUACAACCUGGAGAGUGGCAUCUGGAACACAGUUCCCAUCAAUAGUGGCCCAGUGCCAAGAUAUGGCCACUCACUUGCUGCCUACCAGGAUGACAUCUACAUGUUUGGUGGGAAACUGGAAGCCGGCUGGGGGAACGUGACGGACGAGCUGUGGGUGUUCAACGUGCCCAGUCGAGUGUGGCAGAGGAGAAACCCCGUGGUUGGCCCACCGGCUCAGGCCCAGGUUUACGCCGUGGAGGGUCACUCCGCUCACUGCGUCCUGCUGGAGGGCGGCGAGGCCAUCAUGCUGGUCAUAUUUGGCUACUCCCCCAUCUACAGCUACAUCAGCAACAUUCAGGAGUACAACCUGAGGUCCAACACGUGGUUGGUACCUGAGACCAAAGGUGCGAUUGCACAAGGAGGUUACGGCCACAGCAGCACAUACGACAGCGCCAGCGGCAGUGUCUACGUCCACGGAGGCUACAAGGCUCUGCCUGCCAACAAAUACGGCCUCGUCGAUGACCUCUACCGCUAUGAUGUCAACACUAGGACAUGGUUUAUCCUGAGAGAGAGUGGCUUUCCGCGGUACCUGCACUCGGCUGCUCUUCUCAGCGGCACCCUGCUCAUCUUCGGCGGCAACACGCACAACGACACUUCGCUCAGCAACGGCGCCAAGUGCUUCUCCGCUGACUUCCUCAGCUACGACAUCGCCUGUGAUGAGUGGAGGCGUCUGCCUAAACCAGACCUGCACAGAGAUGUCAACCGCUUUGGUCACUCUGCUGUCGUUAGCAAUGGGUCCAUGUAUGUCUUUGGGGGCUUCUCUGGUGUGCUGCUCAAUGAUGUGCUUGUGUACCGGCCCCCCAGCUGCCAAGCCUUCUUGGCAGAGGAAGGGUGUGUCAAAGCUGGGCCAGGGGUCCGCUGCAUCUGGACCAAAAGCCGCUGUAUCUCCUGGGAACCCAGCAUGGCUAAUGGAAGCCUCAUCACUGCCCCAUUCUGCCCCCCUACACCUGUCACGGUGGAUGAGCGGUGCUACCGGUUCUCUGACUGUGCCAGCUGUACAGCCAACACCAACGGGUGCCAGUGGUGUGACGACAAAAAGUGCAUCUCUGCUAUCAGCAACUGUACAUCUAAUGUGAAAAACUUCACCGAGUGUCCAGUGCGGAACGAGCAGGUGUGCAGUAAGCUCGCCAACUGCAAGAGCUGCUCACUGAAUCCCAACUGUCAGUGGGACCAGAACCAGUCUGAGUGCCACGCUUUGCCCGCCCAGCAGUGCAGUGAGGGCUGGAGCCAGGUGGGGGAGGCCUGCCUGAGGAUCAACUCCAGCCGUGAGAGUUAUGACAAUGCACAACACUAUUGCAAGAACCUCAACGGAAACAUAGCCUCUCUCACCAACUCCAAACAAGUGGACUUUGUGCUCGAGGAGCUGAAGAAGCUCCAGCAACUAGACAAGCGGCUGUCUCCGUGGGUGGGCCUGAGGAAAAUUAACGUGUCAUACUGGGGUUGGGAGGACAUGACCCCCUUCACUAACAGCAGCCUGCGCUGGUUGCCCGGUGAGCCCAGUGACUCUGGUUUCUGUGCCUACCUGGAGGAGCCCCAGGUGUCAGGCCUGAGAGCCAAUCCAUGCACCGCCACUGCCCAUGGCCUCAUCUGUGAAAAAGCUACCGGAAACCCCAAUCAGAGUUCCCGUCCUUCCUGCAAAAAGCCGUGCUCGCUGCACACCACCUGCGCCAACUGCACCAGCCCAACCAUGGAGUGCAUGUGGUGCGGCAGCGCCCAUCGCUGCGUCGACUCCACGGCCUAUGUCAUCUCUUUUCCCUAUGGCCAGUGUCUGGAAUGGCAGACUGGAGAUUGUAUUGCUCAGAACUGCUCCGGCCUGCAGACGUGUUCCCAGUGCUUGGAGCAGCCGGAGUGCGGUUGGUGCGGAGAUCCCAGCAGCACCGGGAAGGGUCUGUGCGUGGAGGGCUCGUACCGAGGGCCCAUGAAGAAAAUACCCAAGCAGAGCCAACAGGUCCAGUCCCAGGACAUGAGCCUGGAGCCAGGCAUGUGUCCCAAAGACAAGGGCUAUGAGUGGGCCUUCAUUCAAUGCCCUGCAUGCCAGUGCAAUGGCCACAGCACGUGUGUGAACGGCAGCGUGUGCGAACAGUGCCGCAACCUCACCACCGGUCCGCACUGCCAGACCUGCAUGCCUGGUUACCACGGAGAUCCGACCAAUGGCGGCAAAUGCCAGGCGUGCAAGUGUAAUGGUCAUGCAAGUGUGUGCCAGGUGUUAACUGGCAAGUGCUUCUGCACCACCAAGGGGAUCAAAGGAGACCAGUGCCAGCUAUGUGACUCAGAAAACCGUUACCUUGGCAAUCCACUCAGAGGAACCUGUUACUACAAUCUCCUGAUUGACUACCAGUUCACCUUCAGUCUCAUCCAAGAAGAUGACAAUCACUACACUGCCAUCAACUUCAUGGCCUCACCCGAGCAGGCAAACAAGAACUUGGACAUGUCCAUUAACGCGUCCAACAACUUCAACCUCAAUAUCACCUGGUCGGUGGGAUCAACAGCUGGAACCAUUUCGGGAGAGGAGGUGCCCAUUGUGUCCAAAACUAACAUCAAGGAAUACCGAGACAGUUUCUCCUGUGAGAAGUUCACCUUCAGAAGCAACCCCAACAUCACCUUUUAUGUCUACGUCAGUAACUUCUCAUGGCCCAUCAAGAUCCAGAUUGCCUUCUCCCAACACAACAGCAUCAUGGACCUGGUCCAGUUCUUUGUGACAUUUUUCAGUUGUUUUCUGUCGCUCCUGCUCGUGGCAGCAGUGGUGUGGAAGAUCAAACAGACCUGUUGGGCUUCACGGCGGAGAGAACAACUGAUGAGAGAACGUCAGCAGAUGGCCAGUCGUCCGUUUGCCUCAGUGGCCGUUGCACUGGACGUCGGAGGAGAACAAACAGAACUGUUGCAGCCUGUGGUUGAUGGUGUCCCGAAACCUGUUGCAAUGGAGCCGUGUUCAGGAGGGAAAGCUGCCGUGUUGACCGUCCUCAUGCGUCUGCCCUCUGGGCCCUUAGGCUUACCUCCACCUGGACAGUCAGGACUCAUCGUUGCCAGUGCGCUGAUAGACAUUUCACAGCAGAAACCGUCAGACUUUAAAGACAAGUCCCUGGCUUUAAAGAACCGAAAAGCCCUCCCUCCCGCGCACCAAGGCACCUGUGUUUGAGGCUCAUUCCAUUGGCUCACAUUGCACCAACUAAUCAAACGUCCUGGUUGGAAAACUUUGCCGAGCCAAGAGGAUGGCUUCACGUGGACGAUGUCCAUCGGGCUGCUACCACUGAGGGUUUUUUUUUGUUUUUUAAUGUCCCACGAGCACAACCCUUGUCCCCGUCCCUGCCCCGUCGGUCCGCUCUGCAUAUGUCAGCCUCGUAAAUCCCCGUCACCCCUUCCAGCCUCUGCAGCAGCAGCAGCAGCAGCAGCGUCCUCCUCACCGUGGCAUCAUGAGCGAACCUGCCUGACCAGUGACAUUAGAGACACAUUAAUUAGGACGGGGUCUGCACCUAGUGAAGCUUCAGCCGUAAAUAUCUGGAGACACCUUGUUGUCUGUUUGCUCAGCAUGAAGGAAAAAAAAACAAACAAAGGUGUCUGAAAUGAUUAUUAUUGUUGGCAAUAAAACCAGAAAAGGGCCGACACAAACACCGAACAUGCUGCCUGUUUUUGUUUGUUUUUGCUCGUCAGGACGUGGUAUUCUCUGGUGCUAAAGCAUUUAGUUUCAAUGACUCGGUCUUUGCUGUACGGCCUGAAGUACACUCUGCCUUUACAUGGAGGGAAAAGAAGCUAUGCUCUAGGACAGAACUCUUUUUUUUUUUUUAAUGACCACAUGAUAGUGUUUGGACAAGUUGAGUAUUUUGUCGCACCACGCUGCCAAUUCCCACGGAUGCUCUCUUUUAGCAUUUUGCUGUUCAUACACUAUGUCAUCCAUCCGACCAGCUGACGCUAAAGUCUGUAUUUUCUGUGGAAUGUUAUGUGAACAAACGCUGCAGAGACGUGGGACUGUCGGCGGCGGCGGCGGCGGCAGCAUGUGGGCGAAGACUGUAGCGCACGAACAAACCCCGUCGGCUGUCACAGUAAAAGCAUGGAACAACCUAAGACGAGUUAGACGUUGAACUUUUAUUUGGGACAGAAAUCUCCUCCUUUCAGUGUGUUUCGCUGCUAAAGAAGUCAUACAUCGCAGAGAAACACCCCAUCCCUGCUCAGUUUUGUUACUGUAGUUUGUAAUUGUGUCAUUUUGCUGUGCAACUUGGACAUUAUGAGCUUCGUCGCCCUCUGAUGGAAGUGGUGAGCUGGGAGAAAAGACUGUAGCGUGAUGAAAUAACACCAGGGACGUCAUGUUCCUCUGGCUGUUUACUAGUAUGUUUGUUUGUUUGUUUGUUUGUUUGUUUUUAAGAGUACUCUGAAGUUAUCGAAUUCCACCCGCCGAGUACAAGGAGCUACGACACCUUUUCUAACGCCUUGGCUUCCCCAUGAACUCUGACGGAGGGCAGGAGGCAUGUUGAUGCGCAGAAUUUUUUCAAAGCUGUCAACCAUUUUUAGCCCCGCCUCCACCCCUGAGCUGUACAGUGUCUUGUUGGAACAAAAUGUGAGUCUUUGUCACUCCCCUCUCUUGAGAUUUCACGUGUUUGUCAGGUUUUUAUGACAGAGUGGCAAGAGAUUAUCAUUUAUUUUAGGCCUUGUCGCCUGUUCCUAUUAUAUUGACGAUAAACUGUAAGUCUUUUUGCUACAUUUGUGAAAAAAAAGCAUUUCUGUUCAUAUUUUUUGUUAUGUUUUGAUAUUUAACAGAUUCCCUGUGUAAAAGGCACAUUUAACUUGAGUUUAUUCUUGUCUGUUGUUUUGAUGUCAACUGUUUUUUGUUUGUUGUUUUUUUUUUUUUUUUGAAUUGUGCAUCUUUAAAGGACAUUUAAUGGGCAUUGUCUUGCUUUUACGUUGUGGUCAUGAUGAUGCCUUUCAUAAGAACUGUAUGCCAGCUCAUGUGUUUUUCAUUUUGUGUUUGUAGAGUAAUCCUAUAACAGUGUCAUUACACAGGAGUCAGGUUUCACUGUACCGUGGAAAAUAAAAAAAAAAGACGAGAAACUGCGUAUCGGUAAUCUUCAGUGUAUUUUAAAGAUGGACAUCAUGCUGGGAAAUAAAAAAAAACACCGAAAACAGACGUGAAAAUGA